Molecule: messenger RNA, 723 nt
Organism: Vicia villosa (hairy vetch)
Lineage: Eukaryota; Viridiplantae; Streptophyta; Magnoliopsida; Fabales; Fabaceae
Exons: 3
Coding region: 1-723 (240 amino acids)
Source: RefSeq, a predicted model, not a curated record
AUGGCGCCUUUUGAAGCAUUGUAUGGUAGAAGGUGUAGAACACCUCUAUGUUGGUAUGAGUCGGGUGAAAAUGUCGUGCUUGGACCCGAAAUAGUGCAACAAACUACUGAGGCGAUCAAGAUGAUCAGGGAGAAGAUGAAAGCAUCCCAGAGCAGACAAAAAAGUUAUCAUGAUACUCGGAGGAAAGAUUUGGAAUUCAGUGACGGUGACCAUGUGUUUCUGAGGGUCAAUCCUGUGACAGGGGUUGGACGUGCAUUGAAAUCAAAGAAACUGAAUCCUAAGUUCAUUGGACCGUAUCAGAUUUUGCAAAGAGUUGGAACGGUUGCAUAUAGAGUGGCGCUACCUCCCGAACUUUCAAACUUGCAUGACGUGUUUCACGUGUCGCAACUUCGAAAGUACAUCUCUGAUCCAUCUCAUGUCAUCCAGAGGGAUAAAGUACAGAUUCGAGAUAAUCUUACUGUAGAGACAAUGCCGAUAAGGAUUGAAGACCGUAAGAUGAAGCAGUUAAGGGGCAAAGAUAUCCCCUUAGUGAGAGUAGCUUGGGGAGGAGCUGCUGGAGGAACUGUGACCUGCGAAUUGGAGAGCAAGAUGCGAGAGUCGUAUCCAGAAUUAUUCUCGUCAGCAUGUGAAUAUUAUUGGUACGGGAUGGUAAUUCUAGUGGGAAUUACGAGAAUUGAAGAUGGAGGGCAGAGGUUGCUGAGUGAGAAUGGUGAUGAAGAUUGA